Molecule: messenger RNA, 444 nt
Organism: Knipowitschia caucasica
Lineage: Eukaryota; Metazoa; Chordata; Actinopteri; Gobiiformes; Gobiidae
Source: the annotation of a GenBank genome assembly
AUGUUCAAAAGCGAAGCAGCAAAGGGUUUUGAUCCCUCCUCCAUCCCUCCAGCCGACUUCGUCACCUCCAGACGGCAAGAGGGGUUUUCCAUGAAAAGGGUGCAACAAGAACACGCAGCCAGUAGCGAGCUCUCGCCUUUGCUCCUUCAUGCGCGCCUUAUGACGGACGUGGACGACGGUAUUCUUUUCCAGUCUGUGAGCGAACAGCGAGCGACGCAGGACAGUUGCGAGUCCUGCCUCAGCGAAACUCAGUCUGCAGCAGAGGACCGAGGGGGGGGGGGGGGGGGGGGGGGGGGGGAGAGAGGGCAGGGGCAGAGGCAGAGGACCGAGGGGGGGGGGGCAGAGGACCGAGGGGGGGGGGGGGGGGCACGCUUCACUGGCUCUGAUCGCAGCAGAGGAUCCAUCAUCUCCACGUCACUGUCAGUCUCUGAGCACUCUGGGUAA